Molecule: messenger RNA, 13264 nt
Organism: Cololabis saira (Pacific saury)
Lineage: Eukaryota; Metazoa; Chordata; Actinopteri; Beloniformes; Belonidae
Product: centrosome-associated protein CEP250-like
Exons: 30
Coding region: 141-12593 (4150 amino acids)
Cellular component (GO): Golgi apparatus
Source: RefSeq, a predicted model, not a curated record
CCCAGCUGUCUGUUGACAAACGUGACCGAGCUCCAGUUUCGUCUUCAGGUCAAACAAAAUGCAACUUUACGGACUUUUCUCGACAGAGCGGCCCGUGGCGUGAGAACCUGCACGAACCUGCGACCCAGGUGACAGCAGUCAUGCUGAAAUGGUUCUCCGGCGAGGAGGGGGAGCCCGGUCCCGGAGGCCCCGGUCCCCCCUCCGGCCCCCCCGGGGACGGACAGGUCGCCGUGGAGGAGAUGGAGGAGAGACUGAUCCAAACGGAGCAGCUGGUCAACCAGCUGAAGGACAUGAUCCGGGAGAAGGAGGCAGCUCUCCGGUCCAGGGACGAGCAGAUCAAGGUGGAGAAGGAGGCGGCCGAGGCCCGGAUGUCCAAGCUGCGUCUGCAGAACAAGGCCAAGGUGACGUCGCUGACGACGCAGCUGGAGACGCUGAGGAGGCAGACGGGAGAAACUAGCAGCCCCAAACACGGAAAGAAGGGGUCGGUGGAGGGGGGGAGCGAACAGGCCAACCGGGGGAAGAUCGUCCUGCUGAAGAAGAAGGUGGAGGAGCUGGAACAUCAGCUGUCUCAGAAAGACGGGGAGCUGGAGACCGAGAGGGACGAGCUGGCAUCCCAGCGGCGGCGAGGGGAGGACAUGGACGCCCUGCUGGCGGAGAAGGAGGCCGUCAUCAUCCAACUGCAGCAGGGAUUGGCUGGAGCUGGCCCCGCCCCCGCUGCUCAGCCCCCGCCCCCACAGGAGGACGUGGUGCAGCAGCAGCUGCUGCAGAGUCUCAACAGGAAGGUGGAGGAGGCGGAGGAGCGUUACAGCCUCCUGCAGGAGCAGGCCAGUGGCCUGCAGGGGGCGCUGGCCGCCGCCACGCAGCAGUACGAGCAGAAGGAGGCCAUGUACGAGCAGAACAUCCAGACCUUCAAAGACAUCCUCCUGCAGAAGGACGCCCAGCUAGCCGAGGUCCGGCAGACGCACGAGACGGAGCUGUUCAAGCUGGCGGCAAAGUCGGACGCCAGCGCCGACCUGGAGCAGCUCCUGAAGGCCCUGAAGCAGAAGCUGCAUGAGAAGGAGGAGGUUCUGCUGGGAAAAACCCAGGUGAUCGACGUCCUGCAGGGGGAGGUGGACGGCAGGGACCAGCAGAUCAAGGAUCUGGCGGAGCGGCUGCGCCGGCUGCAGGUGGAGCGGGAGAGUCUGGCGUCCAGGAUGGAGGCGGAGAAGCACGUGAUGCGAGCGCAGCUCCGUGACCUGAUGGAGAAGCAGCAGAUGGAGGUGCAGCGGCUGCAGCAGCAGCACGAGGCCCGGGUGGAGCUGCUGAGGACGGAGCUGCAGCAGGAAAUGCAGCAGGAGCUGGAGCAGCUGCGGGUAGCUGCGCCGUCGCUGCCGGCUAGCGCCGACGCCCCAGCCACCGAUCACCCCGACCCCGCCUCCUCCCAGAGGAUCGCCCAGCUGGAAGCUGAAGCGAAGCAGAAGACGGAGGAAGCCGGCAGAUCUGAGGCCAAGUUCCUGAAGAUGAAGGCCUGGUCCAAGUCCCGCAUCCGGCAGCUGGAGGACGAGCUGAAGAAGAGCCAGGCCGGAGCCGCCCCCCCCGACCUGACGGCCCUGCGGAGCCACAUCACGGCCCUGGAGGAGGAACGGGAGGAGAACCGGUGGAGGCUGGACCAGUACGAGGACCUGAGAGCCCAGAACGACAUGCUGGAGGCCAAGCUGGUUCUGUACGAGGAGCAGCAGCGGAGCCUGCAGAUGGACCUGGAGCAGUUCACCAAGCGGGCCGCCUCUCAGGCCAGCGAGUCGGGCAGCGCCGACGAGGUCCAGAACCAGGUUCUGGAGUGGCAGGAGAUGGUGGCGGAGGCCGUCAGCGCCAGGGACCGAGCCCGGGAGGAGAAGGCGGCCUCCGUGCUGCGGAUCACCCACCUGGAGGAGGAGAGGGAGGCUCUGGCCAGCCGGCAGCAGGAGUUGGAGGAGGAGCUGGCCCAGACCCGCGGGCUCGGCCACAACCGGGCCAAGAAGCUGGCGCCGCCGUCCCAGAGGAGCCUGCAGGAAGACUUUGAGUUUGACGGCCAGUCACCGUUCCAGGAGCCUCACAGCGCAUCGGAGAGCACGACCCCGAUGGAGGGAGAGAACAUGGGAGGUUGGUGGCCCGAGUACACUUCCCCCGACACAGACGGCCUGCGGUCGGUGGUGGAGCAGCUGGAGCUGGAGAGGAACCAGCUGCAGGAGCAGAUCCUGGUUCUGGAGGAGCGCUGCCAGGACCUGGAGGACCGUCUGCAGCUGCAGGCCCGGAUCGAGACGCUGCAGGUGACGUUUGAUGUAGAUGAAGAUGAGCAGCCGUGUGGCGUCUCUCAGGCCGACUCGGAGAAGCUGCAGAGCCAACUGGCCUCCGUCCGCAGCCAGCAGAGCCGCGACGCCGAGAAGCACCAGCUGCUGGUGGGCAGCCUGACGGAGCAGCUGCGGGGGCUCACCGACACCCAGGAGUGCCUGGAGAGCUCCCUGGUGGAGAAGGAGACGACGCUGGCGGCGACGGCGCAGCAGCUGGAGCUGGUCGCCGGCCUCCGCCACGCUCUGGGACAGAAGGAGGCGGAGAACCGGGAGCUGGCGGAGCGGCUGCUGCACGCCGAGCACGACCUGGAGAACGUCACCAGGAAGUGCAGCGGCUCGGAGAAGCAGAGCUCCGACCUGAAGGUGGAGGUUAACGACCUCACGCAGAAGCUGAGCGCGCUGAAGGAGAAGGCUCAGAAGCAGGAAGUUGCCUUGGCGACGCUGCAGGCGGAGCUGGAUCAGACCAACGAGGAGCUGGAUAAGCUAAACCAGACCCACCUGGACGAACGCGCCGGGCUCAUCCAUGACCUGCAGAGCUGUGAGCGGGAGAUGGACGGCCUGCGGGAUGCGCUGGCGGAGAAGGACAAGGAGCUGGCCGGCCUGGCGGGCAGUGCCGCCGAGUACGCCGAGCAGCUAUCCGCCCUGAAGCGGGAGGCCAAGCUCAAGGAGGAGAGCCUGGUGCAGCUGGAGGACACGCUGACCAAGGCGGAGCGGGACCUGAAGGUCCUCCGAGACUCGCAGAGCUCCGACCAGCAAGGCCUCAACGGCAGGAUCACUGAGCUGCUAGGGAAGCUGCAGGACGCGACGGCGGAGCUAACGGAGACCCGCGAGGACGGAUGCGCUAAAGCCGCGGAGCUGCAGCGCCUGGCCAAGCAGGCCGAGGAGGACGAGAGGACCGUCCGGGAGCUCCGCAGGGACCUGCAGGAGCAGGCCGCCGACCACCGCAGCCUCGCGGCAGCGCUGAAGGAGCAGCUAGCAGCGGCGGCACAGAAGCUACAGCAGGCGGAGGGACUGGGAGCCGCUAGCGGCGAGAAGCUCCGGCAGGAACUCCGCGACAAGGAGCAGGAGAUCAAGUCCGUCAAGGAACAGCACAACCAGCUCCUGGCACAAGUCGAGGCGCUAACCCGGCAGCUAGAGCAGCGGGCGCAGAGCGAGGCGGCGCUGAAGGAGCAGCUAGCUGCGGCGGCCCAGAAGCUAGAACAGGCGGAGGGACUCGGGCAGGAGCUCCACGACAAGGAGAAGGAGAUCAAGUCCGUCAAGGAGCAGCACAACCAGCUCCUGGCGCAGGUCGAGGUGCUGACCCGGAGCGAGGCGGAGCUCCGGGACACCAUGCACCAGAAGGCGGGCACCGUGACGUCACUGGAGGAGCAGCUAGUGGCGGAGGCCCAGAAGCUACAGCAGGCGGAGGGUCUCGGUGCUGCAAACAGCGAGGCGCUACGGCGGCAGCUCUGCGACAAAGAGCAGGAAAUCAAGUCCGUCAAGGAGCAACACAACCAGCUCCUGGCGCAAGUCGAGGCGCUAACCCUGCAGCUGGAGCAGCGGGUGCAAAGUGAGGCGGCGCUGAAGGAGCAGCUAGCGGCGGCGGCCCAGAAGCUACAGCAGGCGGAGGGACUGGGAGCCGCUAGCGGCAAGAAGCUCCGACGAGAGAUCCGUGACAAGGAGCAGGAGAUCAAGUCCGUCAAGGAGCAGCACAACCAGCUCCUGGCACAAGUCGAGGCGCUAAACCUGCAGUUGGAGCAGCGGGCGCAGAGUGAGGCGGUGCUGAAGGAGCAGCUAGCGGCGGCGGCCCAGAAGCUAGACCAGGUCGUGAACCAGAAAGAUAGCGCCGUGACGUCGCUGGAGGAGCAGCUAGCAGCGGCGGCCCAGAAGCUACAGCAGGCGGAGGGUCUCAGCGCUGCAAGCAGCGAGGCACUCCAGGGGCAGCUCCGCGACAAGGAGCAGGAGAUCAAGUCCGUCAAGGAGCAACACAACCAGCUCCUGGCGCAAGUCGAGACGCUGACCCGGCAGCUGGAGCAGCGGGCGCAGAGCGAGGCGGCGCUGAAGGAGCAGCUAGCGGCGGCGGCCCAGAAACUGCAGCAGGCGGAGGGACUCGGGCGGGAGCUCUGCGACAAGGAACAGGAGAUCAAGUCCGUCAAGGAGCAACACAACCAGCUCCUAGCGCAAGUGCAGGCGCUGGAGCAGAGUGAGGCGGCACUCCGUGACGCCGUAAACGAGAAGGCGGGCGCCGUGACGUCGCUGGAGGAGCAGCUAGCGGCGGCGGCGCAGAAGCUGCAGCAGGUGGAGGGACUGGGAGCCGCUAGCGGCAAGAAGCUCCGACGAGAGCUCCGUGACAAGGAGCAGGAGAUCAAGUCCGUCAAAGAGCAGCACAACCAGCUGCUGGCGCAAGUCGAGGCGCUAAACCAGCAGUUGGAGCAGCGGGCGCAGAGCGAGGCGGCGCUGAAGGAGCAGCUAGCGGCGGCGGCCCAGAAGCUAGAACAGGCGGAGGGACUCGGGCAGGAGCUCCGCGACAAGGAGCAGGAGAUUAAGUCCGUCAAGGAGCAACACAACCAGCUCCUGGCACAAGUCCAGGCGCUGACCCGGAGCGAGGCGGAGCUCCGGGACGUCGUGAACCAGAAAGAUAGCGCCGUGACGUCGCUGGAGGAGCAGCUAGCAGCGGCGGCCCAGAAGCUACAGCAGGCGGAGGGUCUCAGCGCUGCAAGCAGCGAGGCACUCCAGGGGCAGCUCCGCGACAAGGAGCAGGAGAUCAAGUCCGUCAAGGAGCAGCACAACCAGCUCCUGGCGCAAGUCGAGGCGCUAAACCUGCAGCUGGAGCAGCGGGCGCAGAGCGAGGCGGCGCUGAAGGCGCAGCUAGAGGCGACGGCCCAGAAACUGCAGCAGGCGGAGGGACUCGGGCGGGAGCUCCGCGACAAGGAGCAGGAGAUCAAGUCUGUCAAGGAGCAACACAACCAGCUGCUGGCACAGGUCGAGGUGCUGACCCGGAGCGAGGCGGCACUCCGGGACGCCAUGAACCAGAAGGCGGGCGCCGUGACGUCACUGGAGGAGCAGCUGGAGGCCGCCCGCAAACAUCUGGAGGAGCAGCUGCGAGUCUGGGAUUCCCAACACGAGGAGCUGAGCAGCAACCUGAAGAGCUCGCAGGCGGAGAAGCAGCAGCUGCAGGAGAAGCUCCGCGGCCUUGAGGACAAGGCGGCGAGGACGCUAGCUGAAGCUGCUGCUGCGGCGGAGGCCCUGCGGGCCGAGCUAUCUGCCGCAGAGACGCUACACUCUGAAAACGCCACGACGAUCAAGGAGCUCCGGAGGGAACGGGACGAGCUGACGGAGCGGACCGGCGAGCUGAGUCGGGUCCUGGAGCAGAACUCGCUGUCAAACUCGAAGCUGCUGCUAGCGAAGACGGAGGAGUGUGGCGGUCUGGAGCGUCUCCUUGCGGAAGGCCGGGCGGAGCUGGACCAGCUGCAGCGGGCCGCUGGCGGCGUCCAUGCGGAGACGGAGGCCCGGCGGGACCAGCAGAGGCGGCUGGAGGAGACGGUGUCUCAUCUCCGGGAGCAGGAGUCGAAGCUGAGAGCGGCGGCGCUGGAGAAGGAGGCGGAACUCCAUCGCCUGCGCGGCGAAGCCGCCGCCCACGUCGGCACCAUCUCCGAGCUCCGCGACGAGGCCCAGGCGCUGACGCAGGAGCGCCGGGUUCACAAAGAGGAGCUGGACCAAAGAAACCAGACCAUCAGGUCCCUGACGGACCGCGUUGGCAUCCUGGAGGAGGCAGCCCGGCGGCUGGAGGCGGAGUCGGAGGCCCGGGGGGCGGAGCUGGCCGCGCUGAACAGCCGGAUCCAGGCGGCGGCGGAGGAGAACCGGCGGCUCGGCGAGGAGGCGGCGCGUCUGGCGGCGGAUAACUCUGAACUGACCUCCGAGGGGAGUCGGCUCCGCCAGGGCGCCGCCGCCCUGCAGGAAACCAUCAACGGCCUGCUGAAGGACAAGGAGGAGCUGCUCGCCACGGCCGGCGAGCUCAGGCGCUCCGCCGCCGCCGCGCUGCUGGGGAAGACUGACGAGUGCUCUAAGCUGUCGGAAAUGCUGGAGGAGAAGGAGCGUGCGGCGGCGGAGCUGACGAGGCGCUUCGAGAGCCGCCAUGACGAGCUGGAGAAGCGGAACGCGUCAGUGAUGUCGCUCAGCGCUCAGCUGGGCGUCAUGAACCAGAGCGCCGCCGAGAUGGAGGCCGAGAUCGGCCGCCUGACGGCGUCGGCGCAGGAGGCCGAGGCCCGGCGGGAGGCGGAGGUCCAGGCGCUGAGCUCGGCCCGGACGCAGCAGGAGAACCUGGUCCAGCAGCUCGGCACCAGGCUGCAGCGCUCGGUCCAGGACAACGCCGACCUGCAGGAGCGAGUAUCGGAGCUCCAGGCCCGGGAGCAGCAGAGCCUGCAGCAGCAGACGGAGCUCCAGAACCGGGUCCACUUCCUGUCCGCCGAGGCCGAGACCCUCGGGGGGGCCGCGGACCGGAACCAGAGCGCCCUGGACCACCUCCGGGACCAGAACGCUGCCCGUCUGGAGGAGCUGCAGGACCUGAGGGCGCAGCUCUCCGAGGCCGAGGCCCUGAGCCGCCGCCUCCUGCAGGAGAAGGAGGAGGCGCUGGCGGCCCAGCGGGCCGGCGCCGCGGCGCUGACGGUGGAGCUGGACCGGGUCAGGGCGCAGCACUUGCAGGUGGCGGCGCAGCUGGACGCGCUGACGGAGAACCUGGAGCAGCGCGAGAUGGCGCUGCAUGCCAUCAACGGCCAGUACGCUGCGCUGGCGGCGCGCGCCGCGCAGCUAACGGCGGAGAGGCGGAGCCUGGAGGAGCAGAACCGGAACCUGGAGGAGCAGAACCGGAGCCUGGAGGAGCAGAACCGGAGCCUGGCGGAGCAGAACCGGAGCCUCGACGUGAAGGAGGCAGCGCUGAAGCCGGAGGCGGAGCUAACACGGAGCCUGCAAGCUCAGGUUAGUGCUCGAGACCAGCAGCUCUCUCACUUGCAGGACAGCGUCCAGAACCUGGAGUCGGUCCUGCGGGACUCUGAGGACGAGUGGAUCUCGGUUCUGGACCGGGAGAGGCGGGACAAGGAGGAGCUAGCGGGGCGGCUGAGCCGGGUCGAGGCCGAGCUGGCGGCCCGAGACGCCGCCGUGGCGGCGCUGGAGGAGAGACUGGUGGAGGCCCGGGAGGCCCGGGAGGCCAAGGACCAGCUGGAGAGCCCGGUUCUGGAGGAGGAGGAGGCGAGGCGGGUCCAGAACCAGCAGCAGGAGCAGCUGCUGGCGGCGCUGAGUCAGCAGCUGAAGGACCGGGACGGCGCCGUCAACCGGGUCAUGGAGGCGGCUUCGGGAGAGAGGGUGAGGCUGGGCCAGCAGAACCGGGACCUGACGGACCAGAACCGGGCCCUGACGGAGCAGCUGGAGAGGUCCGAGCAGCUGAAGCUGGAGCUCCAGAAGGACGAGGAGGUUCUGCAGAACCGGGUCACCGGGCUGAGCCGGGAGAAGGAGGCGGGUCGGAGGAAGCUGCAGGCGGCGCUGCUCGCCAGGAAGGAGCUGAUCCGGAGAGUCGAGGAGCUCCAGAACCAAAACCAGAACCAGGCGGAGCAGGAGGCCCGUCUGAGGGAGGAGCUCCAGAACCAGGACCAGAACCAGGACCAGGAGGCCCGGGACUCCUCCCCCAAAGGGCCGGAGCCGGACCUGGAGGCGGAGCUCGCCCACGCCGCGGCGGAGAAGCUGGUUCUGCAGAAGAAGCUAACGGCGGCGCUGCUAGCUCGCCGCGAGACCGCCAGGAAGCUGGAGGCCAAGGAGGCGGAGCUAAAGGAGCUCCGAGACUCCGCCUCCUCCAGCCUGGAGGCCAAGGAGGCGGAGCUUAGCCGUCGGCAGGAUAAGAAAGCCGCGCAAAAAGCGGAAUUCCAGCGCCUGGAGGCGGAGCUUCACCAGCAGCAGGACAAGAACGCCACGCAGGAGGCGGAGCUUCAAGCGAAGGAGGCGGAGCUUGAAACUGUCUCCGCGGAAGCAGGCUGUAAAAACGAGGCGCUAGCGGAGAUGGAGCUGCACUCCGCGGCUCUGACAUCACAGCUGGGUGACGCCCAGGCCGAAGCUCGCCACAAGGGGGAGGAGCUAGAGAAACAUCAGGCCGCCGCCCAGUUGGCGAGGGAGGCGGAACUCGCCCGUGUGGCGGCGGAGAAGCUGGUUCUGCAGAAGAAGCUGCAGGCGGCGCUGCUAGCUCGCCGCGAGACGGCCAGGAAGCUGGAGGCCAAGGAGGCGGAGCUAAAGGAACUACAUGACUCCGUCUCCUCCCGGCUGGAGGUGAAGGAGGCGGAGCUGGAGGCCAAGGAGGCAGAGCUAAAGGAGCUCAGAGACUCCGCUUCCUCCUACCUGAAGUCCAAGGAGGCGGAGCUGCAGGCGGUCUCCGCGGAAGCGGGUCGUAAGGAUGAGGUGCUAGCAGAGAUGGAACGGCACUCUGCGACUCUGACAUCACAGCUGGGCGUCGCCCUGGCCGAAGCUCGCCACAAGGGGGAGGAGCUAGAGAAACAUCAAAGGGAGGCGGAGCUGGUGAAGGAGGCGGAGCUAAAGGAACUACGUAACUCUGCCUCCUCCCGCCUGGAGGCCAAGGAGGCGGAGCUGCAGGCGGUCUCCGUGGAAAUGGGGCGUAAAGAUGAGGCGCUAGCAGAGAUGGAGCGCCUCUCUGCGGCUCUGACAUCACAGCUGGGCGUCGCCCAGGCCGAAGCUCGCCAAAAGGGGGAGGAGCUAGAGAAACAUCAAAGGAGGGCGGAGCUGGCGAAGGAGGCGGAGCCAAGGGAGGUUCAGGAUCAGCAACAAGACGAGCUGCAGCUACUACAGAAGUCCCCAGACGACACCAGAACCCGGGACCAGCAGGACCGGACCGGCCCGCUGGCCCGGAAGCUGCAGGCGGCGCUGCUCUCCAGGAAGGAGCUGCUGAAGGAGAACGCUUCCCUGAAACAGGAAGUGGAGGCGUCGUCGGCCCGGCAGACGGCCCUGCUGGAGGAGCGGGACCGGGCCGGUGCCGAGGCCCGGCGGCUGCACGGUGAGAACGGCAGCCUGGCGGCGGCGUGCAACAGCCUCAAGCUAACCAUCGAGGGCAUCACGCAGCAGAAGCGGGCGUUUUCUCACCAGCUGGCGUCCCUGCAGGACUCCCAGCAUGCCGCGCUGCAACAGCAGGAGGAGCCGGAGCAGGCGGAGGCCCGGCGGGCCGAGAUGGAGGUGCUGGAGGGGCGGGUCCGGGAGGCGGAGCGGCACCGCGGCAGGAUGCUCAAGCUCGCCGAGGAAAACCAGCGGCUGGAGGCGGAGCUUAGCCGGCUGCAGAACAAGAACGCCACGCAGGAGGCGGAGCUUCAGCGACUGGAGGCGGAGCUUCACCAGCUGCAAGACCAGAAUGCCCAUAUGGAGGCGGAGCUUCCUCGGCUGCUGGACCAGAACACCACGCAGGAGGCGGAGCUUAGCCGGCAGGAGGCGGAGCUUAGCCGGCUGCAGGACAAGAACGCCACACAGGAGGCGGAGCUUAGCCAGCAGGAAGCGGAGCUUCGCAAGCUGCAGGAUAAGAACACCACGCAGGAGGCGGAGCUCCAGCGCCUUGAGGCGGAGCCUCCCCGGCUGCAGGAACAGAAACGGCAGCUGGAGGCGGAGCUUCACCAGCUGCAGGACCGGAGCGCUCUGAUGGAGGCGGAGCUCCAGCGCCUGGAGGCGGAGCAUCGCCGGCUACAGGACCAGAACCAGGGACUGGAAGCGGAGCUUAGUCGACUGCAGGACAAGAACGCCACGCAGGAGGCGGAGCUUAGCCGGCUGCAGGACCAGAAGCAGCGACUGGAGGACAUGAACGCCGUGCAGGAGGCGGAGCUCCGCCGGCUGCAGGAUUCCUUGGCGGACCUUCAGGACCAGAACCGGUCCCUCUUGGCUCGGGUCGAGGCCCAGGACACGGAGCUCCGGGCCCAGCGGGAGGAGAUGGAGGAGAUCCGGACCGAGCAGGAGCUGGAAUCGGGCCGCAGAGACGCCGUCGUCAGAGAGCUGCAGGACGUCAUCGAGCGGCGCGGCCAGGACGCCGUCGGCCUCGGAGAGACGGUCCGGAUCCUGCAGGACGACAAGGCGGUGCUGCAGGAGGAGCUGGAGGGCAGCCGGGAGGCCGUCAGCGCCCUGCAGGCCCACGAGGCCCGGCUGGAGGCCCGGAUCCUGGAGCUGGAGACCCAGCUCAGGGCGGCGGCGCGGCGAGGCAGCGAGGGAUCCCGGAGCGCCAGGGCGGAGCUGCAGGAGCUGCUGAGGGAGAAGCAGCAGGAGGUCCGGCUGCUGCAGCAGGACUGUCUCCGGUACCAGGACCGGGUCCUGGACCUGGAGGCGGAGCUUAAGAAGUUACAAGAGGCGGGGCUUACAAAGUUACAAGAGGCGGAGCUUAAGCUGCAGGAGGCGGGGCUUACGAAGUUACAAGAGGCGGAGCUUAAGCUGCAGGAGGCGGGGCUUACGAAGUUACAAGAGGCGGAGCUUAAGCUGCAAGAGGCGGGGCUUACGAAGUUACAAGAGGCGGAGCUUAAGCUGCAGGAGGCGGGGCUUAAGAAGCUAGAGGAGGCGGGGCUUAAGAAGCUGAGCGCCGCGUCUGAGGCGGAGCAGCUCGACCCGGAGACGAGGGCGGAGCAGACCGAGCCACAAGUGCUGGAGCAGGAGAACCCGGUCCUGACCCGGGUCGGGUCCAGGGACGGCUCUCCGGACCGGGACGCGGGCGGCGGCGCCGGCGGCCCGAAGCACGAGAUCCGGCAGCUGCUGCACCAGAUGGACGACCUGAACUCGGAGAACGCGCUGCUGCGGGCCCAGCUGGUCCGGUACCGGCAGGACCUGAACCGGGUCCUGGCCCUGAAGGACCACCAGCUGCAGGACCUGCUGGCCCAGCAGCUGGACCGGACCCGGGACCUGGAGCGGGAGGCGGAGUCUCUGAGGGCGGAGCGCGACGCGGCGGCGCAGAAGGUUCUGGACCUGGAGAAGCAGAACCGGGCCACCGGCGCCGAGCACGAGUCCCUGCGCGGCGCCACGGCGGCGCUGCAGGACGACCGGGACCGGCUGAUCCAGGACUUCAAGGUUCUGCAGGCCCGGUACGACCGGGAGCUGCGGGAGUCCCGGAACGGCGCGACUGCGGCGGAGCGGCGCCUGCAGGACGCUGGCGCCGACCUGGCGGCGCUGACGCAGGAGAGGGACGUCCUGGCCCGAAGACUGGCGGUUCUGGACCGGCCCGACCGGGUCGACGCCCAGGCCGACGCCCGGGCCGGGCUGCACCGGCUGCUGGACGAGCUAACGGCGGCGCUGGCGGGGAAGGAGCGGGAGCUAGCACUCGCCGCCGCGCAGAGCGGCGCCCACCAACGCCAGCUGGCGGCGUUCUCCGGCUCCAUGGCGGCGCUGCAGGACGACCGGGACCGGCUCAUGGACCUGCUGGCCGGCGCCGGGUCCGGGGGCGUGGCCGGGCCCCGGCUGGGGGCGGAGCCGGGAGGAGUGGGCGGCGCCGACCCGGCGUUGACGAAGCUGGCGGCCGCGGUACCGCGACCCACAAUGCACCAGGACGUCCAGCGGGAGGCUGCUCUUCUCAGGUCCGGACCGGGGAAGGAGGACCUGCAGACCCCAACGGUUCCCUCGGAGGCGGAGAGGAUUCAGCUGGACCUGCAGCAGAACUUGCAGCGCUGCGUCUACGAGAUCCAGCAGCGGGACCAGAACCUGCAGCAGCUCAGCACCAAGCUGCAGCAGGCGGGGGAGGAGAAAGCUGCGGUUGCUGCCCAGCUGAGGGCCGUGUCCCAGACCCUGAGGGACACCCAGGACCGCGUCCACUGGCUGGAGAACCAGAACCGGGUCCAGCAGGGUCCGGACCCCCAGGUGGCCCCCGGGGCCCCCCAGGAACGGAGCACCGAGUCCAUGAUGAGUGAAGCUGCUGAAGCCCCCCGGCUGAGAGACAGGCUGCUGGAGGCCGAGCUGAGUCUGGCGGAGGAGAAGAACCGGAGGGAGGCGGCCGAGGAGGCGCUGCGCCUGGCGGAGGAGAACCGGCUCACCAGCUCCGGCCCGUCCAGAGACGUCCAGAGGGACAUCAGCAUCGACAUGGAGGCCGAGGACGAGUGGGACGCCGUCAGCCUGGACCCCACGCAGCCGCUGGUGGCGCAAAAGGUGAAAGGGGGCGUGGUCUCGUGCCGCCGCUGGCUCCGGGGGCGGAGCCUGUACUUCUCCAGACUGCUGACGAGCCGCGGCCGCUCCCGCUACCUGUUCCUGGCGUACCUGCUGACGCUGCACCUGCUGCUGCUGCUGUGCCUGACCGGGGCCUUGUAGCCGGCCCGGCCCGGUUCUGGCCCCCCCGGCUCUGCUGGACUCUGGUCCUGGACUCUGGUCGGGUUCGCUGCCCGUCUGUAUUUAUUCUCUGCUGAGACGGGUGGAUGUGCAGGAAGCCAUAUCUGUGUUGGGCUGCUACCCAGAAUGCCCUGCGGCGGCUGCUGCUGCUCGGCUCCGCCCCCUCGUCACCAGUUGCACAUAAUCGUAAUGCUGACACUGAACUAAACUCUAAACUAAACUCUAAACUCUAAACUAUGCACUGACCCGCCGGCAGCAGCAUGACGCCGCAGCGCUGCCUUCCCUUUAACCUUCAAGCCAAAGUGGCGGCGCCCCCACCCCCCUAACCCCCCCCGCCGCCGCCGAGCAUCAUGGGAGUUUGAGGUUAUUUAUCGUGUCUCCAGGUGUUUGUUUGUUUCCAUGACGACACAUUUCCUUUUGAAUGUUUUGAGUUACUCCCCAGAGAUCUAUUUAUGACGGUGAAACUACUGACGACCGGCGGCUUUUCUGCCUCUAUUUUUAUGACGUAGAGAGUUCUGUGCAAUACCGGGUCUGUACCGGAUCAAUACCGGGUCUGUACCUGGUCGAUGCCUGGUCUAACUGUAUACCGGGUCGGUACCGGGUCGGAGGCGGUCCUCCGCCUCAACACGAGUUAAUAAAGUCUACUGAUGUCC